CGAGAAGAUAUAUGAUAAAACCUUCCAGCAUGCAUGUACAGAUCGUCCUUGCAAGAUUGUCUAAUGAAGUAGAAUUCUCGUACUGCUGCUAAUACGUAUUACGUUCAUAAUGGCUAUUGGUGACCAGUGUUUGUAUCAGUGUCGUUAUUUUUAAGAUUCCUUGGCACUUUUAUGUGAAACAGUAGAUUCUUCUCAGGAAUCACACACCUGGAUCAAAAGCUGGCUAUCAUCUUCCAACCAGGUACAUUGUUCCGGAGAGACUUAAUGCUGUCAAGCUUCGCUGCACCAACAUUGUCGUCUGCUGGGGACGUCACGUGACUUGGGAUCGUCUGCUCACAUUUCGUCAGUGCAUAAUCCGUCAGCGGGUUGUGAUGGGGUUUGUGUAUAUUUCUAGUGUGGUCUGACUAGGGAACUCUUGUGCUUAUCGACAAAGGUGGCCGAUGUUGUUCUAAAAGGUGAACGGACUAUAGGAAUAUAAGUACUUCACUUCAACAAUAGCCCACUGACUUACAGCAGGAUAUGAUACACCGUGUAGAGGUUUAACUUUCCUGUGAAGGAUUGAAGCUUGUGUGGAUUAAAGGAUACAGCCCCCAUGAUGCCUGCCCGCGGUAGUAUACGGUGGAAGGACGAGACGUCCGUCAGUGACCUGACCCAACUGAGCAAACUUACAGAAGACACUGUUUUGAAGGUUCUGAAGGAGAGAUACGAGAAUGACAAGAUAUACACACGCUGCGGAGAUGUGCUUCUGUCUAUCAACCCUUUCAAAACGUUGCCAAUAUAUAGCGAGGAGCACCACGAUGAGUACGGCUUGCAGGGUCUUAACCACGACAUGGAGCCCCAUAUAUUCCACACAGCCGCCAUGGCCUUCAAGAGACUCCACGAGACCCAGACCAACCAGGUUGUAUUGGUGUCUGGUGAGUCUGGCUCAGGAAAGACUGAGAACACAAAAUACAUGGUGAAGCAUCUGAUGACGAUUUGUGGCCGCUCUCUUGAAGGUCUGGAAGACAAGAUACUGGAGGUAAACCCUGUGAUUGAAGCAUUUGGUAAUGCACAGACAGUUCUCAAUGACAACUCGAGUAGAUUUGCCAAGUACUUACAACUUGACUUUGGCAAAGAUGGAAGCAUUCGGGGAGCUUCAAUAAAGGACUACAUGCUGGAGAAGAGCCGGGUGGUUCACCAGGGAAGCGGUGAAAGCAACUUCCAUAUCUUCUACAAGUUACUGGCAGGGCUAACGGAAGAAGAUCGCAUCUUCUUGUCCAUUAACAAAGAUAAGAAAUACAGAAUCGCAAAAAGCAGAGACAAAAAGAGGACUUCCGAAGAUGCUGAUGAUUACCGCAGAUAUUUUGAGGUUCUGAAGAAAAUUGGUAUUCCGGAAGAGGAAAGAGAUAAUAUACAGAGAAUCCUGGCAGCCAUCAUACACCUGACAGAGAUACAAUUCCUGGAGGACCCCAAAAGUGAUACGUCUGAAAUAUGGGAUGAGGAGCCCUUGAAUGUUGUGACUCUGCUGUUGGACACUGACCCGAAUGCUGUCACAGAAGCCCUUGUUUCAAAGAAAAUACAUAUCCCAGGACAAGGGGACAUUCAAACAGUGAGAAGGAAGCGAGAAUCCGAGGGGGCCCGAGACGCACUAGCCAAAGCGCUGUAUGAACGCCUGUUCGGUUGGAUCAUCCGAAAGAUCAACGAGUCGCUUCAUCCGUGCUACGACACUGCCGAGAACGCUGGCAGUAUUGGAAUGGUGGACAUCUGUGGCUUCGAGUGCCUGAGGGAGAACAGCUUUGAACAGAUGUGUAUCAAUCUCGUCAAUGAGAGGAUGCAGGGCUUCAUGAAUGAGCAGAUCUUCAGGGAAGAGCAGGCGAUCUAUCGGAAUGAGGGCGUGGCCGGAGACUGUUUGGGCAUACAGUACACAAACAAUGACCACAUCGUUUCUCUCUUUAUGUCGAAAGGCAUACUCGACCAAAUAGAUGAAUAUACCAUCAAACUGAAGCAAGGCACAGACUCAUCGCUUGUACACACCCUCAAGGACAGAUUUGCCAACAAUGAAGUCUUUCGAACACCGCCAGGAGCUAACCUUACUUUUGGGAUCAAACAUUUUGCAAGAGAGGUGAGCUAUGACGCUAAAGGUUUCCUGGAGAAGAACCGUGACACCCUAAGUCCGGAGAUGAUUAAGUGUAUGAAAGACAGCCAAAACGAGAUGGUGUCUGACCUCUUCACUGUGGAGAAGGGCGAUACCGGAACUAUAUCUGUAACCCAGUUCAACUACCGGAAGUCAACUCGUCACGGUAUGUCGCAGACCAGAAGAACGCGUGGUGAACAUCUUUCUCGAAGCGUCAUCAAGGACAUCAGGCAGAGCCAUAACCAGUUCAUGGCCAGUAGGAGGGGUGCCUCAACGAUAGCUGGAGAAGAAGUGACACACGUUCAAACACAAACAGUCACCCAAUACUUCAAAAAUUCUUUGGAUGAUCUUGUGGAUAAGUUGAGAAAUUCCGGGUCAAGUUUUGUCAGAUGCAUCAAACCCAACACGAAGCUUGCCCCAGAUACGUUCCUGGAUGCCGAAGUGGUUGUACAGCUGAAAUACAACGGGAUCGCGGAGGUGGCCCGCAUUAGGAAGGAAGGCUGGUCCAUCAGGAAGACAUUCAAGGAUGUCCUCAAAAGAUUUGGGAUCUUGUCAACCUCUUCAGAGGGAACUGACGUUACCAGGUGUGAAGACAUCCUUAAAGUUACUGGUGUGCAGGCAGACCAAUUCACUUUGGGAAAGAAAAUGCUAUUCAUGACGGAUUUGGCUUUGGUGAAAUUGGAGGCAGAGUUGAGACGAAAAGAAUUGGAACUGGAAGAGAAAGAGAAACUAGAACGCGAAAGAAAAGAACGAGAGGAACUAGAACGCGAAAGAAAAGAACGAGAGGAACUAGAACGCGAAAGAAAAGAACGAGAGGAACUAGAACGCGAAAGAAAAGAACGAGAGGAAGGAGAACGCAAACGAAGAAAUCGAGAGGAAGAAGAACGCACGCGAAAAGAGGUACAGAUAGAAGCACCAGACAAAAGGGGGGGCGAAGUGUACAGCCCGUUGUCAGAUAUCCCGGAGGAUUGGGAAUCGUCAUCUUCCGGAAUGUCCUCGGCGGCAGGAACAUCUGGAGGCUCAGGGAGCUCCUCUUCAUCAACACACAGACAUGAAAGGGUGAAAACUGCAGCUCCAAAAAGAAGCCCGACCCCACCCCCACCCCCAACCCCACCCCCACCCCCACAUCCUUCCGAAGAAUCCGCUUCGCCCCGAAGAACACCACCAGCCGCAGAUGACAAACAAUCCCACUUCUGGGACAUAUUCCGCGUUGUCGACACGGAGGUGAUUCGGAAAGAAACGUUCGACCAGAUGACCUUCAAGGUGUUAAAAGUGUUGGUCUACAUCUUCCUCUUCCUAAUCAUCCUUUGCGCAUGCGUGGCACAGAGGCUUGGGCUCAUGGUCAUAAUCUCAAACAUUGCCACCAACAGCUCUAACAAACUGGUGGUAUCCAGAGGGCAUGAUCACUAUCACAUCCACCUGUUGCAUUACGUCUACCUGAUUAUAGCGAUGUGCAUACCCUAUGCGUUGAGCUCACUCGGCUCCUUAUUUAAAUGGCUGUUUGGAGUGUUUCCGACUCCCGGAGUCCUCACGUGGCUUGUGGUGUUGCUGUUUGAGGCCCUUCAUUCGGUGGGACUGUGUGCUCUUGUCUUCUGGGUACUACCCAGGUAUGACUUCAUAUCGGGAUCCCUUCUGCUCAGUGCCACCAACCUCAUACCUGCACUUCUCCUACUUACCUGUUCAUCACAGACCAUACAAGGGGAAUCCAAAAGCCGAGGAGGCAUGAAGGCCUUUCUGGAUGCAAUUGCGCUCCUUUGUCAAUUAUCAGUCAUCCCAAUGAUGCUUCUGUACAAUUUUAGCCAACGGAAGAAAGUCGAUAUUACCAAGAUAGAUGUCGAAAAUGAAAGUCUUGACUACCCUGGAGUGAUUUGUGCCUUCCUAUUGACGUCACUAAAAUCCUGGGAAAAUUUUGUCGAUGGUCGUGUCCAUACGCUGGGCGGCAAACGCGACGAGAAGCAUUUCAACAACCUCGUCAUCAACAAAUUAUUGCAAAUCCGUUAUCAACUAAGUGAAGGGAGAUACGCUGUGUCUAUGAUAGUUGGCAUUCUGAAGAUCAUCAUCACAUGCUCCUUUGCAUACGGAGUAGCGUAUUUACACAUGGGCGAGAAGAUUGAGAGACUUAACGGUGAACUUCUUACCACUUUCAAACUCUUUGACAAUUUGUACUCAGAUCCUACCAGAUUUUCAAGUCUCCUAUCAGUGACGAUCAGCGGAUUUGUUCUGUACUAUGGAAGUUUCUUGGCAUGCAAGCUGCAGAUGCAGAGAAUAUCGUUGGCGCUUCCCGCGACCCUUUCCAUCUUCGUGAUUCAGGGGCUUUUUACAAUACAUUGCGAGAAAGUGUGGGAUCCUUUCAAGGACAUUGCAUUCUACCCAGAACACCCGGAAACCUGUAAAGGAGCUUCUGAUGUCGCGUACAUGUACUACCUAAGCAUAGCCUGGAUCCUGUCGCUGCUGUGGAUAACGAGACACAUUUGGUUCCCUAGGCAGGGACGUCUGGAGGAAUAUGACAGAUUGUUCAUGAACCCGUUUUACUGUGGGAUACUAACAUUCGAGAAUAUUUUGCUGAACCGACGUCGCCACAAUGAAGAUAUCUAUGGAUUGGAAGAUGAUGAUGAGAAGAUGCAGUAUUUUAUUGCACAACCAAAACCAUCUCAGUCGGAUGCAGAGACGGAUACAGAUUCACUGGAUGUCCCCUCUGUGUUUGCAUGUGCAACCAUGUGGCACGAGACUCAGACGGAAAUGACGCAACUACUGAAGUCCUUAUUCAGAUUGGACAAAGCGCAGGCCGAAAGGGAACAGUACGCAUAUUUACACCCAGGGAAAACUGUUGCAGACAGAUUCAACUUUCAAGGCCACAUUUUCUUUGACGAUGCACUUGAGCUGAACGAGGAUGAAAAAUGGCAAGUAAACCCGUUCGUAAGGAUGUUGGUGAACGUCAUGGAUGAUGCAAGCUGUGCUGUUCAUCAGAAGUAUAUGAAGACGCACGAUCCCUACAAGGUAGUCACUCCGUACGGGGCCCAGCUGAUCUGGGAGAUGCCUGGCGGGAAUCUGUUGUAUGUCCACAUCAAGGAUAAAAACAAGAUCCGGCACCGAAAGAGAUGGUCACAGGUGAUGUACAUGUAUUACUUACUGGGCUAUCAACUAUUGAAGGAGUCUGAGGACGACAUCAUACAGAAGGCGAGGGACAGAGAUGUAAUGAACAAAGAUGGUGUGGCAGAACUCUUCAGCUUAGAUGUCCAGAAGAAGACAAAGAACACGUACGUAUUGGCUCUUGACGGAGACACUGACUUCAGCCCCAGCUCUGUGAGAAUCCUGCUUGACAAGAUGCACAACGAAAAGGUGGCAGCAGUGUGUGGCAGAAUCCACCCGAUAGGUUCAGGGCCCCUUGUCUGGUACCAGAUGUUUGAGUAUGCGGUUGGUCAUUGGCUACAGAAAUCUGCUGAGCAUGUCCUUGGAUGUGUCCUCUGCAGUCCUGGGUGCUUCUCCCUCUUCAGAGCCUCGGCUCUAAUGGACAACAACAUCAUGAGGAAGUACACAACAAUGCCGACUGAACCGGGGCAUUACUUACAAUACGAUCAAGGUGAAGACCGAUGGUUGUGCACGCUGCUGCUUCAGCAGGGGUACCGAGUGGACUAUGCCGCUGCCGCUGAUGCCUACACGUACGCCCCAGAAGGAUUCAAUGAGUUCUUCAACCAGAGGAGACGCUGGACUCCUUCCACCAUGGCCAACAUCAUGGACCUAUUGUCAUCAUCUGAAGCAACUGUCGCUCGCAACUCCAACAUCAGCUACCUGUACAUGGUAUACCAGAUGGCGAUGAUGGCAGGGACCGUCUUGGGACCAGGCACUGUCAUCAUGAUGAUUGCAGGGUCCAUCCAGUCAGUGUUCACUCUGGACAUUUUCGUGUGCUAUGCAAUAUCCAUAUCUAUUCCAAGUGUGUAUAUUGUCAUCUGUUUUACAACUCCAGCAAAAGUACAACUACUCGUGGCGGCUGUGUUGAGUGCUGCGUAUUCGUUCGUCAUGAUGGCCGUCAUUGCUGGUACUGUAAUCAUAGCCUACAAAGAGAGCCCUCUGCACCCGAGUGUCAUCUUCUCUGUGCUCCUUUUCUCCAUGUUUUUUAUAGGAGGAGUGCUACAUUGGAAGGAGUUGAACUGCCUUCCUCAUUGUUUUAUGUACUUUCUCUGCAUACCGACUGGCUACCUACUGCUAUUUAUCUACUCACUGUGCAACCUCAACAAUGUCUCCUGGGGAACGCGGGAAAUAGCCAAGAGAAAGACUAAGAAAGAACUCGCAGCCGAGAAAAAAGCAUUGAAGGAAAAGGAGGAGCAGGCAAAGAAAAAGGAUGGCUUUUUUGCCCGACUCUUUUUUAGUUCCACCUACAUUAAGGAAUUAAAACAACUUCUCGAUGGACUGAAGCCAAAGUUGACCAGUUCAAACGAUGCAAUUGUAGAACAGUUGAAGCUGAUAAAUGAAACUAUUGUUAAGAUCGCAGAGCAGUCUGGUCGCGGCAACAUUGGUAUCACUCGACCCGAAGAUGACAUCACGAACGACACGCCCACAAGUGUGACACCCGAUGUGUCCCCAGAUUCAGAUUCAGAAGAGGAAGAAGAAGAGGAGGACGACGAUGAACCUGAAGAAGUUGAUCCUUACUCUGGAAAACACUGGGUAGAAGACACAUUGUUGGGAGAAGGUCCUGUCAUGCAGCUGUGUGAGACUGAAGAGGGUUUCUGGGAAAGCUUCAUUGCAAAAUAUCUGAAACCAAUAGAUAAAGAUGAGCAAAAGGAAAAGCAAGUAAAAGUGGGUUUAAUUGAAUUGCGAGACAGCAUCUGCUUUGCAAUGAUAAUGCUAAACAGCUUAUGGAUUGCUGUCAACUUCAUGUUCCAGUGGAAAAAAGUUCUCAGAGUUACAAUCCCAUAUAAGGACGAAACUGGCAAGGAGCAGAACCUUGUAUUUGGUGUCCUUGGGCUCUUGUUUAUUGCAUUCUUCUCUAUACUGAUAGUUAUCCAAUUUUUGGGAAUGUUGCUACAUCGCUGGGAAACGUUUCUUCAUCUCAUAUCGAUGACCAAUCUUAGGACGGAUCAAACAGAUUCAACCAAGUUCAGUUCAGACACAGAGCAGAUCAUGGAAACACUGAAACAUGAAUUGGAACCUCUUCCUGAUUAUGAAGAUGAUGGAAAAGAAGAAGAUGGACGAAAGGAGAGAAUGCGCUCUGUCAUACAACGAGGAGAAACCAUGAGAGACUUAGCACGGUCCAGACGAGUAAACCUUGCCAAAUCUACAAAGAGGCCUAUUUCCGUUUCGAGAACAACAAGAAACUUAAACAGAGAUCGUGAUUUAAAUGUACCACGUCCUUCCAGGCGGUAUCAGCAGUUUGAUGGAGGGCUGAGAAACCGAUUCUAUACACCAGCCAUCAAUAAAGUAUGGUCACAGGUAGAAGUACCCAAUGAAGGGGCGAUACCAUGGAGUGGAGGAGAUGAUCCAAUAUAUUCUGAAAUACGUGACGUCAUGCCAGGGACGAUGGGAAGGGACUUUGCAAGAAAGGUCAAACGGUUGAAGGAUCGAGAAAGGGAUGCGAGGUUUACAGAUCAAGGAGGCUCGGGAAAUGAACCAACGGAUAGGAAUGGUGCAACAUUUGUGUCAAUGUUUGAGCAGCAUGGCGCACAAACUACACAAUUCUGAAAUGGACUUGUAUGUCAGUAGACACUUUGACUACACUGGCUAUGUAUUCAGUGAAAAGGUUUUUUUGUGCGGCUGCCAGUGCAGAGUAGAGAUUGUUGUGUGGUGGGUUAAAUAUGAUUCCAUUGAGUCAAUACACUCAUGCAACGCAUUUAACGAGCGGACAUAGGUUGCCGAAGUGUCUGCUACCGCAAGUCGCAAUGCAGAGUUGCGCCCCUAAUUUUACAAGUAACCAUUGACUAAACCUUGAAUCAAAAACUCACCGUGAUUGCGAUCCUGUUUGUCAGCACAUCCAUCCUCGGUGGUCUAAUCAGCAAUGUGAACGUCUGUGCCCUACGUGAGUUAGAGCGUUCAGACCAUAAUAAACUGGCAUACCGUGUUCGCACUGAAAAGUUGUUCCAUGUGUCAUAUUUCAUGGCUAUGGAUUCUUGUUCAUUAAUCAUUGUAAUAUGUCUUUGGAUAACUAACGAUAUAACUACUUUGCAUUCUACAUUUUCUAACUUUCAACUAUGUUUGGUGUCCUUUUUUGUGUUUGUCCGGCCAUAGUAUAUGGUAAACAAGUAAAGGCGAGUGGGAGAGUUAACCUCAUAUUUUUAAUUUGCGUGCGUGCGUGCGUUUGUGCGUGCGUGCGUGCGUGCGUUUUUACCAUGCCGCAGUUUAUCUUGAAUACCUCCGCUCAGACACCGAGUCGGUCACUCCUUGAUUUAUCCCCAGAUGCCAAAUAGAAGCUGUGGCAAUCGACAUUAUGUUUCGAGGUUGUUUUUUUUGUCGGUAUUGAAUGUUUAGCGUUGCAAACAGCAACACUCCAGAAUGUGACGGCGGCCUGUAAAUAAUCACUAAACUAGUUAUUGAUAUUAUGAACAACGAUCCACACCGCCAACCAUGUCACCGAGCCUGCCUACCCAAUAUAUUUAGUACGACCAGUAUUUAAACUCACUUAUGCGGAUUUGUGCCAACAAAAAUGUUAACAUCAGAACACUGCUUACAUUUUAGAUAAGACAUUAACCGUUUUAUAUAAGCUCAUGACAUCAUGUCGGUAUAUCAAGGAAAGGGGCGGUGAGAUAGCCUAGUGGUGAAAGCAUUCGCUCGUCACGCCGAAGACCCGGGUUCGAUUCCCCAUAUGGUACCAACUGUUAAAAGCGGCGUAAAACUCACUCACUCACUCCAAAGAUCAACGACCAACGUGUACAGGGUUUGGUGUGGUGAUUUAGGUAGUAGAUAAUACUCUUUCUGCAAUGCAAUUAUUCCCUAUCAGAAUGUUCAUGAAAUGUACUUAGCAUCAAAACUAUAUUUAACAAGUUUUUAUAGAGACCAGGCUCGGGCUAAUUGGUAGUGCUAGCACAAUUCAUUCAAGUCCUUGAAAAUACCUAAGUCUCCUGAUUCACAUUUGAUGAUACUUUUUUAUGUAAGAUAAUGAUUUCCUUAAUUCCACAGAGAGAAUGUAUCGUUCACACCGGGCGGUGGGAUAGCUUCGUGAUUAAAGCGUUAGCCCGUCACGGCCUGGGUUCGAAUUCCUACAUGGGUACAAUGUGUUCAUUUCUGCUGUCCCCGCCGUGGUUAUGAAGGAAUAUUACUAAAAGCGGAGUAAAACCACACUCACACACUCACACACUCACACAUACACAGCUCUAAUUACCGCCGUGUGAUAUACUGUGACACAUACCGCCUAACGGCAUUCCAUUAGGAACAUAUAUAUACAUAUAUAUCUCCGGAAAUUAUAUACAUAUAUAUGCAUAUACCAUCGCCCAAACUGUAUAUGCUCGACGUUUUCAAUAGAUAAUGGUGAACAUGUAUGAGAUUUUAAAUGCGUUGUACAUAUGGUUUGUAUAUUUGAAAUUGUAAUUUGACUUCAGUUAAUGUAAAUAUUGCAUUUUGACACAAUAAGUAUGACAUUAAAAUGUAAAACGUG
This is a messenger RNA of Haliotis rufescens (red abalone), 9695 nucleotides long. Its product is annotated as chitin synthase chs-1-like. Gene Ontology annotation, molecular function: ATP binding; cytoskeletal motor activity. The transcript has 32 exons. The coding region runs from base 593 to 7789 and encodes 2398 amino acids. Gene Ontology annotation, cellular component: myosin complex. Lineage: Eukaryota; Metazoa; Mollusca; Gastropoda; Lepetellida; Haliotidae. The record is from RefSeq and is a predicted model, not a curated record.